CUCUCAGUGGUCCUUCCGUCUAAAGGAACAGCCUGGACUCGCUCAUAUCGCUCCUUCACAUAAUGGCCAGCAAGCAGGAGGGUGUUUUUGUUCGGCAGGAGAAAGGCUUCAGGAUGUUGCUGCUCAAAAGCAGUAGAAGUGGCUUCCUGCUGGGGGAAAUGAUCAAAAAAGCCAGACAAGCUCCUGUGUGAACAAGGCAGGACACACAAACACAUACUCUAGGCACAUGUAAAGGAGCUAAACAUGCAGAGAACAGUUUCCAGACCUAUUCGAUGUGAGUCGGCGAGAGAUCUGUUGAAGGCAAUUGAAAAAAGGCCCUGUGAGUGAAAUAUAACAUGUUGGAUCUGAGUUUUGGAAAUUCACACCUAUAGAAACCAUGAUUUUAAACCUGACUAAUGGGAGCUGCCAAAUCCCCCUUGAAAACGAGAGAGUCGGUCUGACCUUCAUUUACAGCUUGGCUUUUUCCCUCGGACUUCCAGCCAACCUGCUUUCUCUCUGGGGACUCUAUCAGUUAGGCCGGUCAGGUGGAGGUGGCUGCCAACUGGUUUAUAUCCUGAACUUACUGCUUUCAGAUCUUCUCCAGCUACUUACGUUGCCACUGUGGAUCCUUUACCUGCAGGGAGACCACCAUUGGCCAUACGGGUCUGUGUCAUGCCAGCUAGUGGGCUACGUUUUUUAUGUUAACCUCUACGCCAGCAUCAUCUUUCUUUGCCUCAUUGCCCUGGACCGGUGUCUGGCAAUCGUGUACCCUCUAAGCAGCCGUGGUGUACGGAAAGUGCGCGUGGCAGCGAUCUCAGGCGCAGUGGUGUGGACUUUGAUAUUUCUUUUCUGCCUGACCGGCCUCUAUCCAUCUGUGUUUGAACCCCAAAGACAACUGUGUCUGGAGCAGUAUCCCGUAAGCACUAGAUAUGCAUACUUCAAGAUUGCCACAGUCGCUUUGGGGUUUUUGAUGCCCUGCUCUAUAUUAGGGUACACCUCAGCCCGAAUCGGGUGGACUCUACGAAACUCUCCUUCAGUCUCCGAUCACGAACACCGCAGAAUUGUUGCGACGCUGGUUGUCAUCACUGUCAUCUUCAUCGUGAUUUUUGGUCCCUAUCACCUGGUGGGCGGUUACAGAUUCGUCACCCUGCUUCUUACAGAAAGCGAGGAAGAACAGUGUUUAGUGGAACUCUCCAUUUAUCUUUACUAUCGAAUUUGCUACGGGCUCACCAGCCUCAACACCCUCCUAAACCCUCUUUUCUACAUCUUUCUUUGCAAUGAUGCUCGCCAAGGGCUUCGGAAAUCACUUCUCUGCCCCUGUAGCGGUCAAAGGGUUCACCAGGGAUCACAAGUCACGCCUUUUCCGAAAGGACGCAGAGCAAAUGUGUAGCCACCUUGUGCCGAUGCUAAUCAGCCUUUGCACGGCAUGUGCAGGUUUUCUCACACAUACGUGAAAAUGUCUUAUCAGGCGAAGCUUUGACAAAUUGCCUGUCGCCACUGUGAUGACAUCAGUGUCAGAGACACGGCUGGUAUGAGACAUUAGCACGCUCUCUGGAUCACUGUCAGCAGAAACUAUGAGCUCAACAGCAAAUUCUUCAGUCGGACGUUCGGACUGCCAGACUGCUAGUAAAGAUGUUAAUCAGAAGUGUGCUGCUUAAAAGUCUCCAUUGAAUUCAUUAUAAUUUUGUCUUUUUUUCUAACACUGAAACACAUUUCUCGAAAAAUCCACCUUUAAGCUGUUUUAGAAAAAUAGUUUAAAGAUGAUGAAAGCAAGAAUCGGUAAAGUAGUGAAACUGGUUAGGUCACAACAAAUCGGUAAUCAGAGUGAAGGUCAAUUUCUAACAACAUUAUCUCAGUAAUUCACAAAUCAAGGGUGACACCAUAUGGAGGAUAUAUGGUAAAGCAGGUAAACACAAAUGAAUGUCAGAUUAAAGCAGUAUAACUUCAUGGUCAAGCAUGAAUGUAAUAUGAAUAUGUAAUAUAUAGUAACUUCAUAUUUAAAGAAAGACUCUAUGUGCCUGUUUUGGGGUGCACUUGACCACCUUGGGGCAGUAUGUAGAUUGUAACUUGUAAUUUGUAAGGAUCAGGUGCAUACUAGUUGUAUUAUUUCUAUGUAUGCUGUGCAUAGCAUGCAAAUUGUUGGUGUUUACAUAAUACACAAAUUACCCUCUAGUAUUGUACAACUAGAGUGUAUUACAUACAUUAAUGCAAUAUGCUUGAUUUUGACCUUCUGUUUAUAAGAGUAAUGGCUGAACCAGAUACAAUGUCAACCAUGGCUUAAUACUUAAUGACUCAUAAUCACACACAGCAAUUACUGUUUCACAAACUUUUUAUAUUAACAGUAGGCAAUAUAUUAUAUAUUGAACAGUACGCAGUACGUUAUAUGCCAUUAAGAACAUACUGUAUAGGUUUAUGUCCCAGUUUCACAUACAUGGCUUAGAUUAAAGAGAUAGUUCACCCAAAAAUGAAAAUCUUGUCUUCAUUUUCUCUCCCUCGUGUUGUUCUAAACCUGUAUGAAUUUCUUUUUCUGAUGAACACAAAAGAAAAUAUUUUGUUAAACGAUGGUCUAGAUGUCGCCUUGGGGUUAUAAGCAUGCGUCAAAACCGCCGCCAUCUUGGAACAGGGGUCUUGUCAUAGCAAGUAGCUAGGUAAAGCUGCUAUCUCCGCCUGUACAUGUCUGACUGUUGAAACGAACCAAAAGAGCAACUACAAAAUCACAUUCAUGACAAUUUAUGGUGAUGCCGCUGCAAUGACGCUGAUGCGGGGCUCCGCUGUUUCAAGAUGGUGGCUCUAUUUGACGCAUUUGCUCCAAUGAACUGUCGUAGCCAAGGCGACAUUCAGUGUACAUAUCUAUGAACGAUGGCAAGCACAGCUGAUUGUAACCACUGACUUCCAUAGGAAAAACAAAUACGAUGGAAUUCAAUGGGUAUCGUCAGUGCUUACAAAGUUUUAUCAAAAUAUCUUCUUCAUCAUUUAUUACAAUAUUUCCAAAAUAUUUGUUUUUCUACUAUGAAAGUCAAUGGUUACGGCAGCUGUGUGCUUACCAUCAUGUAUCAAAAUAUCUUAUUUUAUGUUCAUCAAAAUAAAAAAACUCAUACAGGGUUAGAACAACAUCAGGGGAGAGUAAAUAAUGACAGAAUUUUCAUUUUGGGGUGAACUAUCCUUUUAAACCAGAUGUAGGCCUUAGUUAUGUCAAAGCAAUUUAUUUCAGUUAAGAGACCUUAAACAUGCAUUUUGUCUGGGACUAGACUUAAGCCAUGUCUGUGAAACCAGGCCUAUAAUUAGUACAAUGUGAUUUUAGUCUAAAUGAAUCAAGUGCAAUGGACAAUUUCAUAUAAUUAUACUUUGUUUUUGUUUAUCGACCAAGCUGAUUUUUUAUUUUCGGCACCAUGCUGUGGUAGCACACUUUUUAGUAGCUGCAACAAAAAAUGAAGAAGAAUGAAGAUGUGUAACUGAUGCUUUGUGUAUUUUUCCAUUUUGGUGCUACCACAGACACAGGAAAUUUAGUUUAGGUUGUGCUAAACGUAGUGUUUUCUGCAAACAUAAUAAUUUUUUUUUAACAUAACACAAAAUGGAUCCAAUAAAAACAGAAUUUGGACAA
Molecule: messenger RNA, 3580 nt
Organism: Misgurnus anguillicaudatus (oriental weatherfish)
Lineage: Eukaryota; Metazoa; Chordata; Actinopteri; Cypriniformes; Cobitidae
Product: probable G-protein coupled receptor 132
Biological process (GO): G protein-coupled receptor signaling pathway
Cellular component (GO): membrane
Molecular function (GO): G protein-coupled receptor activity
Source: RefSeq, a predicted model, not a curated record